Paramisgurnus dabryanus is the source of this 1781-nucleotide messenger RNA. RefSeq names its product carbohydrate (N-acetylgalactosamine 4-0) sulfotransferase 14 (gene chst14). Gene Ontology annotation, biological process: dermatan sulfate proteoglycan metabolic process; carbohydrate biosynthetic process. Gene Ontology annotation, molecular function: sulfotransferase activity. The record is from RefSeq and is a predicted model, not a curated record. Lineage: Eukaryota; Metazoa; Chordata; Actinopteri; Cypriniformes; Cobitidae. Gene Ontology annotation, cellular component: membrane.
GGUAUUACUUCACUUCCCACUUUUUUUCACAGAAAGCCCUGAAAUCAGAAGUCGGUCUGGUCACUGAAGCUAUGGACGUGUGUUGAUAUUUCUUUAUUUGUUCGCUUUGAGUACAUUUUUUAAGGACUCUUUUAUGCAUCUGCUUCACAAUGCGGCCGCCGCGCAAGCAGGAGUUCGGGAUUAAGCACGCGAGCGGAUCACUGAUUCACUACAGACCGCCGGUGAGCACGAGCUCUCAGCGUCGACACUCUGCCGUCGUUCCGUCGGUGCUGACGUUCGCCGUUAUCGUGGCAUCCGGAGGCCUGUUGCUUAUGAUAGAGAAGGGAAUGCUGAAUAGCGUUGAGAAUCCGUCGCCGCGGGCCAACGGCAAAAGAGUGGACUACAGAUCCAGACAUAACAACCCGGCUGUGGACGUGGAGUCGCAGAUUUUACAGGAGAUCCGCAACCGUACCAUCAAAUCAAUGUGUGGUCAGAGGAACACAGCGCACAGUGUGUGGUCACUCAGUCCUCUUCAGAGAAAGAUUCUCCUCCAGCACAUACUGGUGAACGACGAGCAUCGUUUCCUGUACUGCUAUGUACCCAAAGUGGCCUGUUCAAACUGGAAGCGCGUGCUUAAAGUACUGAGCGGCGCUCUGGCCAACGUGGACGUCAAGGUGAAGAUGGACCAUCGUGCCGAUUUGCUUUUCCUGUCGGACUUUUCACCGGACCAAAUACGUCAUCGACUGCUGCAUUAUUUUAAAUUCACGUUCGUACGAGAGCCCAUGGCCCGCUUGCUUUCUGCCUAUCGUAACAAGUUUGGCGAAAUCGAGGCGUACCAACGUAAAUACGGCGCAGAGAUCGUCCGACGGUACAGGAAAGGCUACGCAAAAUCUAAAAAAAUUGCAGGGAACGAUGUGACGCUUACGGAGUUUGUGCGUUAUUUGAUAGACGAAGACCCGGAGCGCAUGAAUGAACACUGGAUGCCCAUCUACAACCUGUGUCAGCCUUGCGCUAUACAGUAUGAUUUCAUUGGCUCGUAUGAGAGGUUGGAGAGCGAUGCGGCGUAUGUGCUGGAGCGUGUCGGGGCACCACAACAUGUACGUUUUCCUGAAAGACAAACGUGGUACAGACCUGUUACUAAAGAAACAUUGCAUUAUUACCUCUGCACUGUGCCUCAAAAGUUUUUGAAAGAGCUCCUGCCAAAGUAUAUAUUAGACUUCAGUUUGUUCGGCUAUCCAUUGCCCAACACAACCAGUGAAUACUGUAGACAUUAACAAAGACAUUGAUUUGUCUAAAAGACUGUCUGUAAUCUUGUAUUGUCAAUAUUUUAAAAAUAUAUAAGCUUCAGUACAGUGUAUUGGGAGCUCAAACCACUAUUUAAAACUGGAAGUACUCUAUCAUUUGUACAUUUGUUUUGUUAGUACAACGAUGUGGUAUAUUCAUACAAGUGGGGCAUAGAAACAUUGUGCUGUGCGCAAGACUAUCAUGAAAUUUUAAAUCAAUAAGCACAAUUUCACUUAUCAAUGCAAUAUUGAAGUUUCCAGUGUUUUUUUACUUUAAUUAUCUAGAUAUUUAAGCAUUUUUACCUUUAAAUGUGUUAUGAUGGAUGGUUCAUAUAGAAAAGAAAUAUAUAUAUUACCUCAUAUUCUUUUAAAUUCAUAGCCUUAAAACUUGAACCUCCCUAUCUGUCAGUUCCUAUUUUGAAAAGUUGAAGUCCCUUAAGAGAUUAAGAAUGCAGUUUCACAUCCAAAAGUAGGAGUGUUGUACAACGAGGAAAUAAAACCUCUUUGAAAGCCAAAGGA